GCAUCAGAUCCAGCCCGGGGCUGACUGACUGCCUGACUGACUGCCUGCCUGCCGCUGCGGUCGGAUCCUCCUCCGGGCGGUUAGCGGCGGCUCUCCGUGUCCACCUGCCGCUGGAUGAAGCUCCUUCUCGGGGCUUCUCUGUUCCCGCUCCUCCUGAAGGCAGGAGCCCCGCUGGAAGAUGGACGCUAACCCGGCGGUUACCGCGCUGAUUGGAAACCUUUCUUUUUAACUCCUCGCGCUUCUUUCUUCUUCAUUUUGGGGAUCUGAUAUUUUUAGGCCAAAAAUCAUCUCAAUGUGUGAUCAGAGCGGAAGCGGCGGCGGCUGUGAGGCUGCAGGUGGAUGGCCGACCUGAGCGCUUCAUCCCGAUCAUCAUCAGAGGAAAAUAAUAAUCAUCUUUAUAUUAAUAAAAGCCGCCAUGCUUCCCGGGGUCGGAGUGUUCGGAACCAGCCUGACCGCCCGGGUCAUCAUCCCGCUGCUGAAGAACGAGGGCUUCGCGGUGAAGGCGCUGUGGGGCCGGACGCAGGAGGAGGCGGAGGAGCUGGCCAAGGAGAUGAACGUUCCCUUCUACACCAACCGGAUCGAUGACGUGCUGCUGCACCAGGACGUGGAUCUGGUGUGCAUCAACCUGCCGCCGCCUCUCACCAGGCAGAUCGCUGUGAAAACUCUGGGUAUUGGCAAGAACGUCAUUUGCGAUAGGACCGCCACUCCUCUGGACGCUUUCCGGAUGAUGUCAGCUGCCCAGUACUAUCCAAAGUUGCUGAGCAUUAUGGGAAAUGUGCUGCGUUUCUUGCCGGCCUUUGUUCGGAUGAAGGAACUGCUGGAGGAAGGGUACAUCGGAGAGCUUCUGGUCUGUGAGGCCCAGGUCCACAGUGGCAGUCUCCUGGGCAAGAAAUACAACUGGAGCUGCGACGAUCUGAUGGGAGGCGGCGGAUUGCACUCGGUGGGCAGCUACAUCAUCGACCUCCUCACCUUUCUGACCAGCCAGCGUGCGGUCAAGGUCCACGGCUUCCUAAAGACGUUCGUUAAGCAGACGGACCACAUUCGGGGCAUCCGGCAGAUAACCAGCGACGACUUCUGCACGUUCCAGAUGGUGUUGGAAGGAGGCGCCUGCUGCACCGUCACCCUCAACUUCAACGUCCCCGGAGAGUUUCGCCAGGAGGUGAUCGUCGUGGGGACCGUGGGGAGACUGAUGGUCACCGGGACGGAUCUGUACGGACAGAAGAACAGCUGUGGGAGCGCUGGCGGUCCUGAGCUCCUGCUCAAAGACGCCACUCCUCUAGAGAAGUCCUCCUUGCCGGAAAAGGCCUUCAGCGACAUUCCGGCCCCUUACCUCACCGGGACGAUCCGAAUGAUCCAGGCCGUGCGGCAGGCCUUCCAGGACCAGGACGACCGGCGGACCUGGGAUGGGAGGCCGCUGACCAUGGCCGCCACUUUUGAGGAUUGCCUGUAUGCUCUUUGCGUGGUGGAUACAAUCAAAAAGUCCAACCAGUGCGGCGAAUGGCAGAACAUUGUGGUGAUGAAGGAGGAGCCGGAGGUGAGCCCUGCCUAUUUGAUCAGCGAGGCCAUGCGGCGCAGCAGGAUGUCGCUCUACUGUUAACAUCUAGACCUAAACCGCGGCCUUGGUCUAGUUUAAAGUUCUUCCACUGAGCUGCUGGAUUCAAUCUAAAACUCGUCUCUAGGUUUAUUUAAUUGUGCAUUAUUACUGUUACAGAGUUUAUGCCAAUGUGAUGCAGAUAUCUGUGGUUUUGCUGCCUAAAAAAGUUGGAUUAUUAACAAUCAAACUUUGUAUUUAUAAAAAAGCUCCUUCUGUUUUGUUUUUUUAUUGUUAUAUUUGUUAAGGACUAGAGUCCUCCUGCUGGAUGCAAUUGUAAACAGACUAGUUGUCAACAGAACGGCAUUGGAACCGCUUACUGGUUGGCUGGUCAACCACUAACGACGGCCUGUCAGGGAUCUGCGUCUGUGUCGUCCUGUUAAGACGAGGCUUGAUGGGUUUUAACCACCCCUGCUUGAGCAAAUAAGUAUUGUGCGUCUUCUCCCUGCGUCCCUCCAGCGACUCGAUGAAUAGGUGUGGAAACACAGUACCGUACACUGUGGAUCCCAACAAGGAUAGCCAAGGAAGAACCGUAAUCUUCUUAAAAUGUGCCGCUCCGUUCUUCUUCUUCUUGUACUCUCGCUAGUUUUACCAAGUGAAUGUCUGAAAAGUCCGUGCGCUUGAUAGUUUCUGUCUGUUUACCGUUUAUUCUGCUGUGUGAAACAGUGGAAAUAAUAAAUCUGGAGGCUUUAACCUUCUGGUUGAUGUAUGCAAUAGAAGAAGGCUUCGGCCUUAGACCAAGGGGGAGAUCUUAUGCCUUUAUGCAGUUGGCUGUGCAUUAGCCUUUAGCUCUGUACGAGUGAUGAUACUUAGAUUUUACCCUAAUUUAUUGCUUUCUAUUUUUGUUUAUAAGUGUAGCUCAUAUUUAAUGCUAAGCUAACCUUGACUGCUGCUGCUGGUGAUUAUAUUCCUGUCCAACAUGCCUGAACGUUCAGUAAAACUGCAAAGUUUUCAACCAGUGAACUAUGUAGCACAGUGUGGUCAACCAUUGACAUAUAAACAAAUAUAUGAGGCUCUAUUACAUAAGGUUGGGGAUAUUCUCUGUCUUUUUGGGCGGG
Molecule: messenger RNA, 2649 nt
Organism: Cyprinodon tularosa
Lineage: Eukaryota; Metazoa; Chordata; Actinopteri; Cyprinodontiformes; Cyprinodontidae
Gene: gfod1
Product: glucose-fructose oxidoreductase domain-containing protein 1
Exons: 3
Coding region: 416-1597 (393 amino acids)
Molecular function (GO): nucleotide binding
Source: RefSeq, a predicted model, not a curated record